Molecule: messenger RNA, 1272 nt
Organism: Sordaria macrospora k-hell
Lineage: Eukaryota; Fungi; Ascomycota; Sordariomycetes; Sordariales; Sordariaceae
Source: RefSeq, a predicted model, not a curated record
AUGCCUCCAAAACGCAAACAAAACCCUCGCACCGCUGACAAGCCUGGACCAGGAAGACCCAAAAAGACCAAAACCGCCACCACUAACGAUGGCGGCCUUCAUGUCCCCAGCCAAGCCAUGAAAAGCACCUUCAGCAAGCCACCAGCCCCAACCCACCCCUUCGCCCCCAACGAACUCCUCAAGAGCCUCCUUCCCCGCUCCGGCUUCGACUACUCCAUGUUCCACCUCGUCCACCCAGAGGGCAUCAACCACGAGAACUACCUCGCCAUGGACCCCGAGCAUGCCGACUGGCUGAUCACCGCUCUCUUCAAAAAUAGCGGCGUGAACCCCUAUGCCUACGGCUACGAUUAUCAAAACCAGGUUGGUACGCGUAGCCACUUGCACCUCGUCGUCGAAACUGGUCUGACGACCCUCUUCAAUGCGCUCCACGACGUUGUCAGUGAGUUGGAUCUCACCGAGUGUAAGCUUGUCGGUAAUGACACCGACAAGGCCGGUGCCGGAUACCUUUCCCCCUUUUGGGAGCAGGUAGUUGCUGAUACCAAGUACUCGGGGGCUUGGUUUCAUGUUGGCGGCUCUCAUCGGCAGCAGGUAGGACACCAGGCGCAGGACAAGCCCGUCGUUCUUGGGGGUCAGAAGUGGAAAGUGCCGAUAAGUUGGACAGGGUACCUUCGCACCAAGCCGCCCAUGACUCGAGCCCGAGGCCGUGAAGCCACGGUCCCGUAUCUCUGCUCCAUAUCUCGCCCCAAUCCCGAACAGAUGUACUGCAUACCCUCUCCCGAACAAGUGCACUACUUCCCGUCCGGGGCUCCUCCGGGUCCCGGAUACAAGCCCCUCAUCACCAUGAGCAACACACCCGACCCCUGCUCCCCGUCCACCAGUGAAGGUCUCCAUAAAGCUUUUCUAGCCUUACACUCUCUCAUGGCGCUCAUACUCGACGCGCGCGAGUACGUCAUCGAGCGUCCUGGCCGCUUUCCCUCCCGUAACCUUCCGUCCAAUGACCCGCUUAUCUUGGCUAUUGACCAUUUUCGGGACUACCUUGAAGCUGCCUUUGAUCCCUCGGACGAGCCCGUUCAGGGGGCCUUUUAUUCCUACCAUGCCACCUUGUUCCGCUUGGAGCUUCCCGUCGCGGCCGGACUGUUUGGAGGGUCGUCGGACGUGGAGGAGGACGAGGACGACGAGGACGACGAGGAUGAAAGGUUGUCAGAUACAGAAUCCGAUUACGCUUGUAGUAGUUAUGCUGGGUCUGUAUCAGCCAAGAAAUUUUGGAGAUGA